AUGCCUUCGGUUGUUGAAACCGCCUCGCCUCAUCUGCGGGUGUCCGCGGCCAAGGCCUCAUCCUCAGCGACCACUGGGACCACCGAGCCCACCUCCGCCAGAAUCACGCCGCCAGAGACCUCCUCGGUCGAAGACCACUUCUUUUGGACAUACACAGAGGAACCGCACCGUUCAAGGCGCCAGGCGAUUAUCAAGGCCCAUCCAGAGGUUACCAAACUCUGCGGACCAGAACCUCUUACAAAAUGGGUCGUUCUUCUUGUCGUAUCCAUCCAGCUCUCUUGCGCAUACCUCCUUCGCAAUACCUCCAUCCUUGACUGGCGAUUUCUGGCUACCGCAUACGUGGUUGGGGCCACCUCAAACCAGAACCUCUUCCUCGCCAUCCACGAGAUCUCUCACAAUUUGGCAUUCCGUUCGCCAAUGGCCAAUCGUCUGCUGGCUAUCUUCGCGAACCUCCCUAUCGGUCUGCCCUAUAGUGCUGCUUUCCGACCAUACCACCUGACACACCAUAAAUCCCUCGGCGUGACUGGUCUCGACACCGAUCUUCCUACCGCACUUGAAGCUUUCUUUCUCAACUCCCUUUUGGGCAAGACAUUCUUCUGCACCUUCCAGAUCCUCUUCUACGCGGUGCGCCCUAUGUUCAUCUAUAGCCCACCGUUCACCUCAAUCCACCUGCUCAACCUCUUCGUGCAACUGAGCUUUGAUUAUGCCCUUACUCGAUUCACCGGGUCUUUUCAGCCGUUCUACUACCUCAUUGCCAGCUCCUUCCUCGCGGGAUCUCUACACCCCUGUGCGGGACACUUCAUCGCCGAGCAUUAUUUCUUCUCGAAUGUGAAGACCGGCGGCACAGAGUCCCUUCUGGAGCUGAAGCAGAAGCCCGGCACCAAGGUCGACGCUUCCCACCCGCUGAGCUCCCUAGCCCCGCCGGAGACAUACUCCUACUACGGGCCUCUCAACAUCCUGACGUACAAUGUGGGUUUGCACAAUGAGCACCAUGACUUCCCGGCCAUCCCCUGGACCAGACUGCACCAGCUGCACUCGGUGGCGAAAGAAUUCUACGAGCCCCUACCCUGCCAUCGCAGCUGGGUUUGGGUGAUUUGGACAUUCAUCCUGGACAAGAAUGUUGGCCCGUGGUGCCGUGUGAAGCGUGCCCAGGGCGGACGUGUUGUUGGUGGUGGCAGCACUAAGUCUAAGACGUCCACUGGGCGUGGGGGAGAGGGCAUCUCAGCUGCGUCGGCAGGUCCGGACGGCGAGGAGGGUGACGGGUGGAAGGAGAGCGAGAUCCAAUGCUAG
Messenger RNA from Penicillium macrosclerotiorum, 1290 nucleotides. Its product is annotated as sphingolipid delta(4)-desaturase family protein. Bases 1 to 1290 code for a protein of 429 amino acids. Gene Ontology annotation, biological process: ceramide biosynthetic process. The transcript is spliced from 3 exons. Lineage: Eukaryota; Fungi; Ascomycota; Eurotiomycetes; Eurotiales; Aspergillaceae. Gene Ontology annotation, molecular function: sphingolipid delta-4 desaturase activity. The record is from RefSeq and is a predicted model, not a curated record. Gene Ontology annotation, cellular component: membrane.